This is a messenger RNA of Haliotis rufescens (red abalone), 1259 nucleotides long. RefSeq names its product probable peptidyl-tRNA hydrolase 2. The transcript is spliced from 5 exons. The coding region runs from base 120 to 737 and encodes 205 amino acids. NCBI's taxonomy places the organism in Eukaryota, Metazoa, Mollusca, Gastropoda, Lepetellida, Haliotidae. Gene Ontology annotation, molecular function: protein binding; peptidyl-tRNA hydrolase activity. The record is from RefSeq and is a predicted model, not a curated record. Gene Ontology annotation, cellular component: cytosol; mitochondrion.
CGUAGUUCCUAUCCCAAGAUGGCUGCGCCCACGAACAACGUGAAGUAGCAGUACACUUGGAUACGUUGACGCGAGAGUUCCGUUAUAUUCCCCGACGCGUUGUAUGUCAAUCAGUCAUCAUGGAUGAAGGAGAGAGCAGCACAGGCGCAUCUGGAUCUGAUGCAGAGUUCAUACCCCGAGAAGAUCUCGUCAAGAGCGUGAUGGAGUUGGGCUGCAGCAGAAAUGCAGCAGUCAAGAGUUUGUUCUAUACCGGCAACUAUAAUGCAGAGUUGGCAGCAGCUUGGUUAUUUGAAAACUCCGACAAAAAUCUAGACGGCCCAUUGGAGGAUGAUGUUGAGAGUGGUAGCGACAGUGAUGUGGAGUUCAUGUCUGGUGGCGCCCUCUACAAGAUGGUGUUUGUGGUGAACGGAGAGCUACAGAUGGGGGUUGGCAAAGUUGCUGCCCAGGUUGCCCAUGCUUGUCUGGGAUUGUUCAGAAAACUCAUUGAUGAGCAGAUCAAAUACGCCGAGAUGCUGAUCAGCUGGGAACAGUUUGGAGAGACAAAGAUUGUAGUAAAGGGGGAAAACAUUGGCCAGCUAAAAGAACUACGAGCCAAGGCGGAGAGUCUAGGUCUGCCAAACUACACAGUACAGGAUGCGGGAAGAACACAGAUUGCAGCUGGCUCGACAACAGUACUGGCCAUUAUAGGAAAAGUGGAUGCUGUUGAUCAAGUGUCUGGGAAACUGAAACUGUUAUAACGUCCCUCCAUCUCCUGUGUCACAUGACCGUGCAGCAUCCAGUGUCACAUGAACUGCUGGAGGAUGGGGAACACAGCUGGCAGCAACUCAUGGGGAGACUUCUAGUCUUGGUCUCACUUCAGUAUGUCAGCCAAGUCUCCUCUUUUUGUAGCUUGUGCUAUUGAACAUGAACCAUUUAAGAAUUUGCUGGCAUCAGGUUAGAUGGAAAUCUAAUAUUUAUUUACUGUUAGCAAAUCAUCGUUCUCAAUCACAUAAAAAAGCUUCCAGUUAUGACUUGAAUUUAUUUAGAAGAUGAAAUUAUCACAUUAUUUUUUCAUAUUUUUUUAUUAAUUCAAUUAUUAUGCUCUGGUACAGAAUCGGCUUGAUACCUUACAGGAUGCCUCUUAGUGGGAGUUAAUACACACAGUUCAUGGUUGAAGAGUGAGUGAGUGGGUAUGGUUUUGUGCUGUGUUUAGCAAUAUUCCAGCAAUAUCUCGGCGAGCAACACUAGAAAUGGGCAUCACACAUUGUACCCAUAUGGGG